AUGGACUACAUCGUACCUGCAGUUCUUUUGAGAACACGAGGGAACCCAUACAGCGCUCCAGGUGACGCUCCACCACCAUACGAGCCCAUCGAUCCGGAAGUAGCACGGAGACGAACCUACGUCCAAAGAAUCCAAUACUGUCAAACAGCCGGCACCGUCCUUCUCGUGCCUGUCAUGCUCAUUGUCCAAGUACCGUUUCUGCGGCUGGCAGACAAGCACUUCUCGCCCUCAGUCGCCAGAGGCAUAAGGCGAUCAUACCUACGCGGCGCGCUGGCUGGUAAUCUGGCUUUCGCGAUGGCAGAAAUCAUACCCUACACAGGCCUCGAAAUCUACGGACUCAACAUCUGUCCACAGCUUCUCCCUAAUACUGCCGAGGGCAUGAUCGAGCUGGAGGGAGCCGAGCGAGCUGCUUUGUCCUGGCCAUGUCGAAGGGAGAGGAUCCGUUUGUGGAGAGAAGGGCAAGGCUAUCCUUUGUGCGACAGGUUGGACAGCGCGAAUGGAGCGACACCGCUGGUCAGGGAUCUGGUUUCUCAUUUGGAUUAUGAUAUCUGGACGAGGAGGGAGAAGUCCACGGCGCUGCAGGGUGUUGCGAAGUUCAUCGGCGAAGCACUUGUCGUGUGCUGGACGACCUAUCAAGAUGAAAUGGAGCGUGCCAAGCAGAAGGCUGCAUCCAGCGUGUCUGGAGAGAGCACGCAGGAGAGGGAGAAUGCAAGAGACAGUUUCUUGUGGAAACACCCAAGCACUGUCAAGAACGAAGUCAUUCAACGCACGCAUGAACCGAGUUCAGCGGAGGUGCCCCAAGUCCCAAAGGCAGAGGUCGCCCCUGAUGAUGAGAGUGACGAGGAAGAUGAGGCUGCGUUGUUGGCUUUCAGGGGAGCUACAGCUUGGGACUGA
Messenger RNA from Zasmidium cellare ATCC 36951, 894 nucleotides. RefSeq lists its product as uncharacterized. The transcript has a single exon. The record is from RefSeq and is a predicted model, not a curated record. Bases 1 to 894 code for a protein of 297 amino acids. NCBI's taxonomy places the organism in Eukaryota, Fungi, Ascomycota, Dothideomycetes, Mycosphaerellales, Mycosphaerellaceae.